Molecule: messenger RNA, 1616 nt
Organism: Salvia hispanica
Lineage: Eukaryota; Viridiplantae; Streptophyta; Magnoliopsida; Lamiales; Lamiaceae
Product: F-box protein SKIP8-like
Molecular function (GO): protein binding
Source: RefSeq, a predicted model, not a curated record
CAGCAUCAACUUUCUAUCUCUGCCGAUUUUAUCUUCUCUCUCUAAAAUCCCUAAAUUAGGGUUUCAUUUAAAGAAAUUUCCCUUCGCCAGCAGAGAUUACACACAAAUUCUUUUAAUCCACCGGCUAAGAAAGCAAGACAGUGAAGAAAAACAGCUCUAUCCGGGACCUCAUUAUGCAUCUGUUUCGCGACUAUUCUAAUUCGGCGGAGGUUGAGGCGGCAGCGAAGCCCUUCUGAAUUGGGGGACUUGAGGCCUUCUGUUUGUGUGGAUGGACAGAAUGGAAUUCACAGUCAGGAGAGGACGACUGUGCUUGUCGAUGGUGGUGAGAAUGGUGCGCAGGUGGGGCUAUCGCAAAUGGAGCAGCUGGUGCCGGAUCUAAGACUGCAUGCUCUCAGCUUCUUAGAUUACUCAAGUGUCUGCCGUCUCUCCAUGACGAAUUCACUCCUGUAUAGAGCUGCCAAUGAGGAGAUUUUGUGGAAAACAAUCUAUCUUAAGGAUUUCUCGUUGGAGCAAGCUAAUGUUACGCCAGCCAAUGGAUGGAAAGCUUAUUAUGCAGCUACUUUAGCUAUUGUUAACAUCAACGCUGAGUUUUUUAGGAUAGUUAAAGAAAGGUCACAUACUGCUAUGUCCCAGUUUUGGCUCAAUGCAGGUUAUGUCAAAUGCUUCCUUGCUACUGGCGAGUCUUUUACUGGUUACAAUCAAGUCAUGGAGAGCUGGCGUGCGACAUUUAACCAGGAGAAUGCUAAUUAUUUCCAGAUACGAGAUGUAAGGACUCAUGUCCUAACAGAUAUGGCUUGGGUUACCGUGAAAGCUUAUUCCAACAUGGAGAGAGCAUACAAUGUGACCAACAUUUAUGAACUCUGUGACGGUAGGUGGUAUAUGGUGCACCAUCAUAGCUUAGCAGCUCUCAUCCACGGAGGAGCAGAUCAACAAUUUUUGUAGAGAUAAGGAAACGCCCUUGCCAAGGAUUUUCAAGGAAAGGGUAAAGUGUUUACAUUCUUUGUUUGAGAUUACAUAAAACUUCAAAAAUUUCUUGGGUGAUUCUAGUUUUUCUUUUAACAAAUGAUUCAUUACCUCAAGUUUUGCAUAUGUGGCAUUGUGGCAAGAUGUGUGUAUUUAGGUUUUUUGAUUUCACAAGUAUCUCUUCUCAAAAUAUAUGCACAGCACAAUGCAUGCACAUAUGGAGUUUCCUACCCCCUCCCCCUGUCAAGAUUCUCUUGCCUACAAUUGGUGUGACUUUCCAUCCAUGAUGUGUUUGGAAUCUUUAGAAAAUUGAUUUACAUUUCUUUUAUAAAAUCGCCGUUCUAUUUUUCCAAACUUUCCAAACACAGAAUGAAAGAUGGAUUAGACUACUAUGUUGAAUCUCGCGUGACUGACAUGCGACUGGAAUGCGCUAUGACUUAAUGAAUCUGGAAAUGUGGCCUUAAGCUAUGUUGUUAUUUUUGGCAAUUUAUUCUGGAGGAUUUUAUCUGGGGAAAUUGAUGUUUUGGGUAGUGGAUUACUAUAUUCUAUAGGAAACGUGGUACACAUCGCGUAUUAACAUGUACAUUUUGAAUGUAAAUGAUGUGAAUUUUGUUUUGGGAACUAUUGGUACUCCCUCCGUCCCACUCAUGAUG